Akanthomyces muscarius is the source of this 207-nucleotide messenger RNA. RefSeq lists its product as uncharacterized. The record is from RefSeq and is a predicted model, not a curated record. Lineage: Eukaryota; Fungi; Ascomycota; Sordariomycetes; Hypocreales; Cordycipitaceae. Bases 1 to 207 code for a protein of 68 amino acids. The transcript is spliced from 2 exons.
AUGGAAACGCGGGUGAUCACCGAACUUUGCCCUGUGCAGACACUGGGCUGCAACCUGUUGGUGGCGGUGGUGCUGCCAGGUAACUUUAGCUUGUUGGCCAUGCGCUGCAGACUGUGGCAAAUACCCACCACACGCUGCCCAUGGACACUCCCUCUUAAUUUAGAGCGUGUGCGUACAGAGACAGCUGCGCGCAGCACAGAUGAAUAG